AGUGCCCCGACGUGCUGCGGUACCUGGGCGGAUCAGAUCGUCGAACAGUAACCAACAUUUCGACCAGCGAAACCACCACCACCGAUCGCAGCCUUGUCUGUCACUCCACGGUCCAACGAAUCGCUAGUCAGACGAAUCACCGCAGCUGGCGUGAUGGGUGAUAGACUCACUCAACUGCAAGAUGCUGUGGACCAGCUCGCCCAGCAGUUCGUCGCGAGCUUCCACUUUGUCCAUCGACGCCAUGAUCUCGAGCUUCUCGGUCCCAAUGAUAAAAUCAGAGAGGUCAAGCAAGAUCCCGAACAGAAGGAAGUCGACCCCCUCCCGCCCGAUGAAUUCAAGGACGGCCUGGCCGAACUGGCGCGCGACUUAAUCAUCAAAGAGCAGCAGAUCGAAGUCCUCAUAUCCACCCUUCCGGGUUUGGAUAGCAGCGAGGCCGACCAGGAGCGCUAUAUACGGGAAUUGGAGGACGAGCUGAAGGUUGCCGAGGCGCAGAGGCAGGACGCGAUCAAGGAGAAGGACCAGAUACUGGCAAAGCUCGAUGAGGUGAUCAGGAGCAUUCGGCGGCCAUGAAUUCAACAACACCAUGGGUACAGAAGGGCUUUGUGCGACUGGGUGGUUACAUGGUGGUGUUUUGGGCGUUUAGAGGGUAUAGAAAACGGGGGUAUGUAUAAUGAUAUAUCUAUGGACUCAAUGA
Molecule: messenger RNA, 694 nt
Organism: Colletotrichum destructivum
Lineage: Eukaryota; Fungi; Ascomycota; Sordariomycetes; Glomerellales; Glomerellaceae
Product: Putative mediator complex, subunit Med21, mediator complex, subunit Med7/Med21
Exons: 3
Coding region: 154-570 (138 amino acids)
Biological process (GO): regulation of transcription by RNA polymerase II
Cellular component (GO): mediator complex
Molecular function (GO): transcription coregulator activity
Source: RefSeq, a predicted model, not a curated record